Aethina tumida (small hive beetle) is the source of this 350-nucleotide messenger RNA. RefSeq lists its product as uncharacterized. The transcript is spliced from 2 exons. The record is from RefSeq and is a predicted model, not a curated record. Lineage: Eukaryota; Metazoa; Arthropoda; Insecta; Coleoptera; Nitidulidae. Bases 37 to 345 code for a protein of 102 amino acids.
UCGGAUAGACCUUAUGACUUUCCAGGUCCGACGAGGAUGGAGUUCGGCCUCUGCUAUGAACUCCUGGAACGAGGAGCUCCGGAGUUCAAGCAGGCAGGCCCGGACCUCACGGCUCAGGGCGUUGUACCGGGCCUUGAUGAAGGGGUCCCGAGUACGCUGCCAAAGUUUCCUGCUACGGUUUUUCUUCCUGAUGAGGGUGACAACCUCGCCAGGAAGACUAUGCUGCUUGCAGAUGUUAGGAGUUCAAAAUCCUGCACCGCAAAUCGGUGGUUUCCAUUAAAUAACGGAAUUGCAACCAGUUGGUUUUCCUCUUACGAGGCUCCCACUGGCAACAAUUCUCGUUAAGUGCA